Ostreobium quekettii is the source of this 837-nucleotide messenger RNA. Lineage: Eukaryota; Viridiplantae; Chlorophyta; Ulvophyceae; Bryopsidales; Ostreobiaceae. The record is from the annotation of a GenBank genome assembly.
AUGCUCAACCACUGCGGGAACACUAUGGCGUCGCAGACGCUGCCGCGCGACACCAGCGAGGAGAUCGAGACUGAUGCUUUCAGGGCUGACGGAAUGACCAGCAGCGAAGGCGUUGACUGCUCCUCCCCAUCGCUUCCGGUGCCCAGGGCAGCCGAGGGCGGCAGGAGAAGGAAGUCGAACCGACGCUGCCAGCAGUGGUCCGCCGACCCGCGGCCAAAUAUUUCUGACGACCUCUUUGAAGACGUCGUGGGCCAGUUGGCUGCCUACGAGGAGCCCACUCGCACGCCAUCCACAUCUGGAGUGCCUUCUUCGGUGAAAGACGACGCGGCGCCAAUGGGGGCAUGGGAGCCUGCUGUGGUGGAGGGCACACAUGGCUCCAUCGCCACGUUUGCCCAUUCGUUGGGUUUGGAAUACACGUGUCAUCCUGGCGACACCCAAGGCUGCGACUGUGCUCCCAAUUCCGGCAGCGCCCUUGGCUCCAGCGACGACGGCGCCCAUUCGGGCGAAGAUGGUUGCGAGGCACAGGCGGUGCUGGAUGCCCGUGGGACGCUGGCGCCAAGCGGGGAGACUUGGCAGGGGGGCCCAAUGGAAAAUUCCCAGAUGCAGAGCAUAGAAGACAUGUUGCUGUGUUUGCGCCGCCGUAUUGGCGAGCUGCAUGGGAUGAUAGCCUCGGUAACCCACGUAUCAGGACAACAGGUCGACCUAGACGCAGUGGGAGCAGGGGCACGCAUGGUGACCGGAGCGGACGAGACGAUGGGGGACAAAGCAGUUGGGACGCGGCGCGCUGGGACGCCCACGGACAGCCGGGACCAAGGGCACAAUGGUGACAACCUCUGA